Penicillium arizonense is the source of this 2484-nucleotide messenger RNA. Its product is annotated as calpain-like protease PalBory. The record is from RefSeq and is a predicted model, not a curated record. The coding region runs from base 1 to 2484 and encodes 827 amino acids. Gene Ontology annotation, biological process: proteolysis. Gene Ontology annotation, molecular function: calcium-dependent cysteine-type endopeptidase activity. The transcript has 4 exons. Lineage: Eukaryota; Fungi; Ascomycota; Eurotiomycetes; Eurotiales; Aspergillaceae.
AUGUCAGGGCCGCAACAACCUCACAUAUCGGAAGCCUUAAAGGCCGAAGAUGGGAUAGCGGGGGCGACCUCCCAGAAUGCGGCAUUGGAAGCGGCUAUCACUGCCGCGGAGCAUUACAUGAAAGCCUUACGCCUGGCCCCCGCCGACGAGAAAAAAAAGCUCGAUGCCAAAUGUAAAGAACUGAUCAUCCGGGCUGAAAAGAUCAAGCGCGCCACUGACUGGCAAGCUGUUGCGCCCCAAGCCUUUCCGAGUUUACGCCCGCCUACAUCCACGCGGAAGCUCACCACCCGGGAAGAGAUCAUUAUUCUCGAGGGCGCGAAACUAAAUGGCUACAUAUUUCCACCCUGGAGUCAAGCACCGAACGAAGAUGAAUUCAUCCUCAAAGAUCGACCUUUCACGGAUUCACCCGAUCUGCACCUCUCCGACGUCCAGAGAGAUAUUUUUGCAGGAUGGAAACGACCGCAUGAUCUACUGAAGAAUGCGGCUAAUCCAGGUGCAACUAGCCCAACUAUCUCAGCUUCCGGGCAAACCGAUCUUGUGCAAGAUGUCUUGACUGAUUGUUCAGUUGUGGCCAGCUUAUGUGCCACAACUUCUCGAUCAGAACGAAGACUGGGACAGAAUGCGACACCUACAAUGUAUCCGUGCAAUGAUGAAGGGAACCCAGUCUUAUCGCUGUCUGGGAAGUACAUAUUCCGCUUAUAUUUCAACGGAUCAUUCCGCAGGGUAGUUAUUGACGACCGACUGCCUUCAUCCAAGACCUCACGUUCACUACAUGUGAUCGAUCGGAAAAAUCCCAACUUUUUGUGGCCCGCUCUUGUUGAAAAAGCAUAUCUGAAAAUCCGAGGCGGCUAUGAUUUCCCCGGAAGCAACUCAGGUACUGAUCUAUGGGUGUUGACCGGAUGGAUUCCCGAACAAGUCUUUAUACACAACGACGAUUUUACCUCAGAUGAGAUCUGGGGCCGUCUAUACAAGGCCUUUUACCACGGAGAUGUGGUUCUCACUAUUGGAACCGGCAGUCUGACCGAAAGCGAGCAGCAAGGUAUGGGCUUAGUGGGCGAGCACGACUACGCCAUCCUUGAAUUGAAAGAAUCCCAGGGGCGUCGCCAGUUUCUCUUGAAAAACCCGUGGGCUGGGGCGGAUCCACAUACACCGAACAAUCUCGACCUUGAUCCUAGCAAAUCUCCUCUUGCUCCAGGGACCUUUUGGAUGGACUGUGAGCAGGUGUUCCAGAACUUCGAAAACCUCUACCUAAACUGGAAUCCUGGGUUGUUCAGAUACCGCGAGGACAUUCAUUUCACAUGGGACUUGUCUCAUGGACGUGUUAUUUCCGGCUGCUUCGUCAAGAAUCCACAGUUCUCCCUCUCCAGCGAGUCCGGAGGCACGGUUUGGCUACUACUUGGGCGGCAUUUCAAGACUGGUGAGAUUCAAAGCGCGAUAGGCUUCAUCAGCAUCUAUAUAUUCCAAGCAGAUGGCCGAAGAGUGUCCCUGAGUGAUGGAUACCUCCACCGUGGUCCAUAUGUUGACUCUCCAAACACUCUAAUGCGAUUGGAAAUGCCUCCCAAGUCAAGAUGGACCGUGGUGAUUUCAGAGCAGUCUCUCCCAUCAUCCAGCCAAAGCUUCACACUGUCGUCAUUCUCGACCUCCCCUGUAUCAGUGGCUCCGUCGCUAGAUAAGUAUUUAUGCGUGACAAAGGCAAGCAGUUCCUGGACUGCAAUGACAGCCGGCGGUAACGCCGAGUCACCUCGAUACCACUCGAAUCCACAGUUCAGCCUACAAAUUUCCGAGAGAACGGAUGUUUCCAUUUUGCUCGAGGUAGCAGAAGCCGAAUUAGCGACGCACGUGAAGCUUUUCUGGUCGAACGGUCAGCGCAUCUCACGAGUGCGAAGCCGAGAUAUCAUCGCAGAUAGUGGUGACUACCGCCGGGGAUGUGCGUUGGCCGAGACCAAAUCCCUAGACAGAGGCACUUACACCAUUGUAUGCUCUACCUUUGCGGCUGACCAGCUCGGUCGCUUCACGCUGUGGAUUUCCUCCACGAUCCCGUGUGUAGUGCAACCAUUGGCUUCCGAGUCCGCUGGACGGCGUGUCGUCUUAUCUGACGUCGGUGUUUUACCGCCGGGUAAAGAUCGCAUGUUGGCGUCGCUACGGGUGUCUCGCCUAACGCGAAUCCGUCUCAUUGCGAGGAAUAAACAGUCUACGAUCGGCUCUCGGGCUGUUGCUCCAUCGCCUGUACUGAUGACCGUGGAGCUGGGCCAGGGGCCAUACAAAGAGAUCCUAGCCACCUCGGAGGAUGGAGUUCACAGUGAUACAGUAUCAGGAGUCCGAGUGGAGGACUUCGAUCUGUAUCCCAACGCCGAGUCGCGCAGUGUCUGGGUUGUGAUUGAGCGUAUCGGUGGACCCGGAGGACAAGUGGAAGACCAUUUCGAAGUUGAGGCGCUGGCAGAAGAGAAGGUGGAGAUUGGAACGUGGGCGAUAGAAGAUGAAUGA